UCAAAAACGUGGUGAUGUUAAAGCUGCCAAGGAACAGCAAAAAAGAGGACGAGGAAGUUCCAGAUAUUUCGCAAAGAAUAUAUGAAAUGUGUACAAUAGACGGGGUUAUUGCAGAGCCAUGCGUUUUACGGCAAGAUCAGACAAGCAGGUAUUUUCCAACAGACAGUCAGGAGAGAAUCUGCUCACUGGAAUGAGGUUAUCGUUAGCCAAACGCUUUGUCAACUUCCAUUUUCACUGUCCAGGUAUUCGUUUUAAGUAGCCUAGCUGGUUAAGCUACUAUGAGGCAUGUGUUUGCGAGUAUUGGGUUAAUUUCAGUUUGUGAAUAGUUGAUUAGACUUAUUUAAAAAAUAUUGUAGGCUAAAUGAAAGGGAGAUGACGGAGAAUCACACAACUACAUAACCUUAGCUAACUGAGUUAUUGGAUGGAGCAUAUCAAUUUUAUCCGUGGUGGUAUGUCUUGGAAUAAAUGUUGGCCAGCUAAUGUUAUGUAUUUUGAUAGCUAGAUAUCCAAAGGCUACUUAGCCGCAGACCUGGUUCGUUUAGCCAACUGGGCCAUUCCAAAUGCAUAGAAAAAACUAUUAAGCUAUGAGGAAUUGCUGCCAGGUGUGUAUCCUAAUUAAACUUGCUGUGCUGUUAGGCUACAAAUAGGCUAUACCCUUGCUCAUGUCAUCAUAGCCCAUGACAUGCUGCAACGUUUUUUGCACGAGCUAAAAUAGCCUUGCUUGGUUGCAUAUUUCACUUUGCCGAUUAACGUUACGGCGCCUUUAACAUUUCUUUGGACUGCCAUUGGUUUUGUUUUUUAAAUCCCCAGCUCAUCACAUGGGAGCGCCAUUGACUCAAUGCAAGCAUCAAACUGCAAGGGAAGUGAUAGAAACGCGGAACAUCUCGCUGGGUGAUCAAGAAAAGUUCCUGACUAUUGAGGGAAUAGACCUACCAUUUAUGCUAGGCUAUAGUCAAUGUCCAUGACAUGAUAUCAGAACGCGCGCGACUGCUGUUGCACCUGUCAGCAGUAGCACACCUCAAUCGGAAAUACUUUGUUGAAGAUGAACUGAACAAGCAUCGUUUUUGUUUGUGGCCUGUUUUGCCCUAUUGUUUUAGACCGCAGGCUACGGAUUCUGCUGGAGAUAAAGCCUAAAACCUACUGCCUAUGUGUCUAAGGCUACACAUGUUAUAGCACAACUGACUCGCCAUUGAUGUGGUUUCUACCUAGCGGUUACCACUGUCUGACACUUUUAAUAAUGCACUGAAGAGAACUGGGAAUACGUUAUGUUAUUGGAGCAAGAGUAAAUCACCGAUACGGAGCCAGCAUUCAACUAUGCCUGUAAGAAAAGAAGAUACAGCUAGGGCCCUAGGGCUUUUGGAAGACUACUGUGCUAAACUGAAGAAACCAGAGGAACAACAGCUCAAAACUGCCAUUCAGAGAGUGAUGGGGGUCUUCAAAAGCAGCCUGUUCCAAGCACUGCUUGAUAUACAGGAGUUCUAUGAGGUGACGCUGCUGAACACCCAAAAGAGCUGUGAGCAGAAGCUGGAGGAGGUCAACCAGAUGGCAGACAAGUGGGAACAGACGGGCACGGGCUCCCCCACCACGGUGCUACAACACACCUGCCCAACAGAGAUGAGGGAGCGGAGCAGCUCGGAGCCCAGUGGGAAGGACCAGACACCGAUCAGUGUGAAAGUCUCUGAAAACAGGCCGGCUGCGGUGCAGGGGUCCCCACACACUGGCCAUCCCCCGGCAUGCAUGAACCCCGCCUUGAUGAGCACUCCCUGGCAGUAUCGCUAUCAAGAUGAGGACUCUCCGCCUGAGCACGGGUUCCCGCGGCUGACCAACGAGGUGCGCGCCCCUGAGCUGGUACACGUAUCGGAGAAGAACCUCUCGGAGAUUGAGAAUGUGCAUGGCUACGUGUCCCACUCCCAUAUCUCCCCGCUCAAGGCAAGUCCCGCCCCAAUAAUUGUCAACACCGACACUCUGGAGACCGUACCUUACGUCAACGGGACAGAAAUUGAAUAUGAGUUUGAAGAAAUCACACUAGAGCGGGGGAACUCAGGGUUGGGUUUCAGCAUCGCUGGAGGAACAGAUAAUCCCCAUAUCGGUGAUGAUCCAGGGAUCUUCAUCACCAAGAUCAUUCCUGGUGGUGCGGCAGCAGAGGAUGGCCGGCUAAGAGUGAAUGACUGCAUCCUGCGGGUGAAUGAUGCCGACGUAUCUGAGGUGUCCCACAGUAAGGCAGUGGAGGCCCUGAAGGUGGCCGGCUCCAUCGUCAGGCUGUACGUUCGCCGGAGGAGACCCAUGCUGGAAGCUGUCAUUGAGAUUAAACUCAUCAAAGGACCAAAAGGGCUGGGCUUCAGCAUCGCAGGAGGGGUGGGCAACCAGCACAUCCCGGGGGACAACAGCAUCUUUGUCACUAAGAUCAUAGAUGGAGGUGCAGCACAGAAGGACCAGCGCUUGCAGGUUGGAGACCGGCUGCUUAUGGUGAACAACUACACUCUGGAAGAGGUCUCCCACGAGGAGGCAGUAGCCAUACUGAAGAACACGUCUGACGUUGUCUACCUGAAGGUGGGCAAGCCCACCAGUGGUUACUUAUCAGAUCCCUAUGGGCCACCUGAUAUCACGCACUCGUUCUCUCCAGCAAUGGAAAAUCAUAUAUCUUCCAUGGGCAACAACGGCACUCUGGAGUACAAGUGCAGUCUUCCCCCCAUGCCCAUCUCCCCUGGAAGGUACUCCCCCCUCCCAAAACACUUACUCGGGGAAGAGGACAUAAACAGGUUGGAUGGUUUUUCCUUCUUAAGAAAUGCCUCGAUAGAUGAUGGGGAAGCUCACAGGUUUGAGUCGCAGCACUUCCAGUUGAGGCCUCCUGAGCCAGUUUACAGCACUGUGAACAAAGCACCUUCUCCCCGCCACUAUUCCCCCGUGGAGUGUGACAAAAGCCUCCUCCACUCCAUACCCUUCCCUCACUAUCACUUAGGCCUGCUCCCUGACUUCGAGAUCACCAGGGAUCCUAGGAGGAUGGUCCUCCAUAAGGGCUCCACUGGCCUGGGGUUCAACAUCGUGGGCGGGGAGGACGGAGAGGGCAUCUUUGUCUCCUUCAUCCUGGCGGGAGGGCCCGCCGACCUGAGCGGAGAGCUGCGGAGGGGAGACCAGAUCCUGUCGGUUAAUGGCAUCGACCUACGCGGGGCCACCCACGAGCAAGCGGCUGCAGCACUAAAGGGGGCGGGCCAAACUGUCACCAUCAUUGCUCAGUACAGGCCAGAGGAGUACGGGCGUUUCGAGGCCAAAAUCCAUGAUCUGCGGGAACAGAUGAUGAACCAUAGCAUGAGCUCUGGGUCCGGAUCCCUCCGAACCAAUCAGAAACGCUCCCUUUACGUCAGGGCACUGUUUGACUAUGAGAAGGCCAAAGACAGUGGACUCCCUAGCCAGGGCCUCAGCUUCAGGUAUGGGGACAUCCUCCACGUCAUCAACGCCUCAGACGAUGAAUGGUGGCAGGCCCGGAGGGUGACCCCUGAUGGGGACAGCGAAGAGAUGGGGGUCAUCCCCAGCAAGAGGAGGGUUGAGAGGAAAGAACGAGCACGUCUAAAGACAGUGAAGUUCAAUGCCAAACCUGGAACCAUCGAUUCAAAAGGGUCAUUCAAUGACAAGCGUAAAAAGAACUUCAUCUUUACACGAAAGUUCCCAUUCUACAAGAACAAGGAGUUGGGUGAGCAGGAUGGCAGUGAUUCAGAACGGAGUCAAGAGGACAUGAUUCUCUCCUAUGAGCCUGUCAUUCGACAAGAGAUUAAUUACGCCAGACCCGUCAUAAUCCUUGGACCAAUGAAAGACAGAAUCAACGACGACCUGAUAUCAGAAUUCCCUGACAAAUUUGGCUCCUGCGUGCCACCGGCUAACAGUUCAGGGCAGCCAGACACCACUCGAUCGAGGCGGGACUACGAGGUCGAUGGGCGGGACUACCAUUUUGUAAUGUCCAGAGAGCAGAUGGAGCAGGACAUCCAAGAGCACAAGUUCAUUGAGGCGGGCCAGUACAACGACAAUCUAUAUGGAACCAGUGUUCAGUCGGUCAAAUAUGUGGCUGAGAGGCAGGGUAAACACUGCAUACUGGACGUGUCGGGGAAUGCCAUAAAACGACUACAAGUAGCACAACUCUAUCCCAUUGCCAUCUUUAUAAAGCCUAGGUCCAUUGAUUCAUUAAUGGAGAUGAAUAAGAGAUUAACAGAAGAGCAGGCCAGGAAGACAUUUGACCGGGCCAUGAAGCUGGAACAGGAGUUUGGCGAGUUUUUCACAGCCCUUGUUCAAGGAGACACCUUAGAAGACAUUUAUAACCACUGCAAAAUGGUGAUAGAGGAGCAUUCGGGACCUUACAUCUGGAUCCCAUCAAAGGAGAAAUUAUGAGAACACACCACUUUGGCAGGGAUAUUGGACUGCUAGAUUCACAACAUACUUUGUAAAAAAUUAUCAACUGUAAUGGUAAUUUAUAUUGUUCAUAAUUAUAGCCAAUUAAAACGAUUUUUUUGUUAUAGUUUUUAGUUUUUUUUUACUUUCAAUAUGAAUGUUCCUGAAUGUACACUACAAAGUUUAAGAAACAUUUUUGGGCAAAAAAAAAUUGACGGUUUGUAUAUUUAAUGUUUUUUUAUUUUAGAAAAUGCAAAGGAAAUGAAAUAAACAAGGGCAUGUGUUCACGUCGACACUGCGUGGAAUUUAAAAUGAAUAUUCGACGAUGGCAGAGACACAAGUCAUCGCCACGGCAAUGAAGGAGGGGAAGGAAAUAAUAUCAGCUUCUUUUGCUAGCACUUGUGUCCGAUAUUCACCUCACAUCAGUAGCUGACAUUUUGUGUGACUUUAGCAGCUAUGGCCCUUGGACACAGUUAAUCACAAUCCUCCUAUUUUUACAUUAUUAUUUUUUAUUAUUUUGUGAAUCCAGAUUUGUUUUAAAAUGUUUUAUUUGAAGAAGAAUUCUCCUCAACUGUGUUUUUUUUUUUUUUGUGUGUGUGGAUUAUUUCUUUAAAAAUACAGUUAUUGUUAAGAUGCUUUGAUUAGAAUGAAGAAUUAAGGGGGAAAUCUACAUUUAGGUGUAGGAAAUGUGACAUUAUAUUUUGCUAUUUAUACUGAUAGAGGGCACAACAGCACAGAAAGUAUUUAUUAUGAAGAUAUAUAACUUUGAUUAAAAAAUAAAUAAUAAAACUGAUCUUAAUUGUU
This is a messenger RNA of Coregonus clupeaformis (lake whitefish), 5181 nucleotides long. RefSeq names its product disks large homolog 2. The coding region runs from base 1315 to 4377 and encodes 1020 amino acids. Gene Ontology annotation, biological process: chemical synaptic transmission. Gene Ontology annotation, cellular component: neuromuscular junction; postsynaptic density membrane; neuron projection. The transcript is spliced from 28 exons. The record is from RefSeq and is a predicted model, not a curated record. Lineage: Eukaryota; Metazoa; Chordata; Actinopteri; Salmoniformes; Salmonidae. Gene Ontology annotation, molecular function: kinase binding.